CUUAAUGGGUGUUUUCCAAAAAAAUAAAAUAAUGACUGUGUACAUGGUUUUUCAUUCGCUCAUCGUGGUCAUGAUUGGUACCAAAAUUUCGAAAACCUAGCUUAAGCCAUAAGGUAUCUCGAAUAUGGUGAAGCGCUCCAAUGACCGCAAUGAGAAGUGUUCUCGGACAAGAAGAAGACUCGGUGGGUCGAAUGCUGUCGGUGAUGAUGAUGGUGAUGCUGCUCAAGGCACCUCAAAAGUUAGGAAUGAGCGAGUGCAAUUGGGCACCAAAUUUGCUACUCUUCUUCGAGUCAAGGAGUCAUCAAGGCAGCGGAAGCAGAAGCAGAAGCAGAAGCGGAGGGAAAUUACUGCUCAAGGCGGCACCUCUAAAACCCAGGUCGAGGUCGAGAGGGAAAUUACUACCUCCGUAGAGGUCCAAGAGUACAGGCAACAGAGGGGAAUUACUGUUUCAAGCCGUGAUGUUCCAAACCCCAUCAGGACUUUGGGUCGCACUCCGUUUCCAGAAUAUGUUAAGGAAGAAUUUUUAAACGCUGGAUUCAUCAGGCCUACACCAAUUCAGGCUCAGGCAUGGCCAAUUGCUUUGGAGGGCCGUAAUAUCAUUGGUAUUGCUCCACCAGGAUCCGGGAAGAAGCUCGCGUAUCUGUUGCCUGCAAUUGUCCAUAUGAAAUCCCGGCCAAAGCUAUCUUGUGGAGAUGGCCCAAUAGUAUUGAUUUUAGCUCCAACCCCCGACCGCUCUAUUCAAAUCCAACAAGAGUGUACUAAAUUUGCUGCAGCACACAUCGAAGCCUUAUGCUGCGAGCAACUGAUUGGUUAUAAAAAUUCUCGUGUGGCAUGUGGAGUUGGAAUUUUAAUUGACACACCUGAUGGCGUGCUUAAUGCGUUAGAGUCGUGUCGUACAAACUUGCGAAAGGUCACAUACCUUGUGUUGGAUGGUGCUGAUUGGAUGCUAACAGAAGAAGACAUGGAGUUUAAGUCUCAAGUUCAAGAAGUUAUCUCUCAGAUUCCCCCCGACUGUCAAAAAUUGUUCUGGGGUAGUAGCUGGCCAGAGGAGGCUGAUGAACUUGCCAGGCCAUUCCUUCGUGACGCAUGCAAAGUUGAAGUAGGUUCUCCAGUUCUGAAAGCUACACAUCCAAUAGACCAAAUUGUUGACAUCGUUGCUGAAGAUCAGAAAUAUAACAAAUUGGUAGGCUUGCUAGGUGACAUCGCAGAUGGCAGCAGAAUACUGAUAUUCAUGGAUAUAAAGAAAGGAUGUGAAUCAUGUAACCUCCUCGCUCAGAAGCUUUCCGAUGAAGGUUACGCAGUCUCUGUUAAUGAAAACGUAUGUCAAUCGGAUAGGGUCCAGAUUGUCUCUGGGUUUCAAGGUGGCUAUAUCCCCAUAAUGAUUGCAACUGAUGCUGCUGCUCGUGAUCUAGUUCUGAAGAAUGUGAAAUAUGUUAUCAAUUACGACUUUCCGGGAUCCAUUGAUGAUUAUGUUUACCGCAUUGUCCUUGCUGAGCCAAAAGGAAUAGCAUACACGUUCUUUACAACUGCUAAUGCUAGAUGCGCAAAGGAACUUACCAUCUUACUCAAGGAAGCUGGACAGAAGGUUGGUCCCGAAUUGGCAGCACUGGGGCGUGAUGUACGAUAUCCAGAAAGCUUCAUACCUGGAAUCCCUCGCGGAGCAGCUAGCUUUCUGAGUGAGAAGGUUACAGGUGUUGUUUACUUUCCAAUAUAUCCGCAUUGUCCCGAGGCUAAAACUGCUGCCAGUUUCGCUGUGGACAAAGUCAAUGAAAAAAAGAAACUUCAACUGCAUUUUGUGAGAGUGGUGGAGGCAUACGAAUGCUUGUCCGGCAUUCCUGUUAGAGUAACUUAUGUAACUCUUGAGGCUGCUGAUGGCACGGCUUGUGAAAUGAAUGCUUAUGGAGCAAUAGUUGCAAGGUGGGGGAUUACUGGCAAAGUGAAAACCAUAUAUUUUGGCAGAGUUAAACCCAGUGGUCGUAUGUCAGCACUAUUCGACAUCAGAAAGAAAUUGGAUAACAGAGUCUAUAAGAUCUGGCCAGAAAGCAGCAGAAAGUUGAGGGAGUACCCUAGUAUCGCUGACAAUGAGAGGCAAAGAGAAAGAAAAGGAGCCCUCGGCGUGGCUACUGCUUAGGGCAUACUCAGAAUGGAUGUGGAGUAUAUUUUGAACAAUAUGGUUGUGUUUGGAAACGGGACCGCGCAUGAGAUUUACUUGGUUUUGGGGGGGCACAUCCUCUGUAAUCUGUUGGUGAGAGUCACACUUAUUUUGUCAAGUUUACGUGCGGAACCUUUCGUUAUAAAUUUGCAGAAAUCAGUCAGGAAAUUUCCAUCUCAAUUGGAGGCUUAAUUACCCUUAGAGAAAUCGACGAAGAUGAACACGCGAUUGACAAGCAAUAAUUUCGCACAA
Messenger RNA from Malus domestica (apple), 2404 nucleotides. Its product is annotated as DEAD-box ATP-dependent RNA helicase 20-like. Lineage: Eukaryota; Viridiplantae; Streptophyta; Magnoliopsida; Rosales; Rosaceae. The record is from RefSeq and is a predicted model, not a curated record. Gene Ontology annotation, molecular function: RNA helicase activity; RNA binding; ATP binding. Gene Ontology annotation, cellular component: ribonucleoprotein complex; nucleus; cytoplasm.